AAACCACAUGAUCCCCAUCCAACAUCCCCCGGUUCUCCAGCCCGCUGGCCGCCGGCCGCCGCCGCCCUCCCGCCCGGUGCCCCCCUUGCCCAGCCCCGGCCCGGGGGAGGCGGCUGGAUGCCGACUCGGGCCCCUGGCAACCGGCCGCCCCGGACUUUCGCCCCCAGCCCGGCCUUCGCCCGCGCCCUAAGAUGAAGAGGGCGAGUGCGGGAGGAAGCCGACUGCUGAUCCUGAUGCUGGGCCUGGCCCUCCCGCCUCGCGCCUCGUCCUGCCCGCCGGCCUGCGUGUGCUACCGCGAGCCCAUGGUGACGGUCAGCUGCCAGCAGCAGGGCCUGACGGCCGUGCCCACCGACAUCCCCGCCCACAGCCAGCGCAUCUUCCUGCACCGGAACCGCAUCUCGGCCGUGGGCGCCGGCAGCUUCGCCGCCUGCUGCGCCAAUGCCACCAUCCUGUGGGUGCACUCCAACAACCUGAGCCGCAUCGAGCCCGGGGCGCUGGCCGGCCUGGCCCGCCUGGAGGAGCUGGACAUCAGCGACAACCGGCAGCUGCGGGCGCUGGACCCGGCCGCCUUCCGCGGGCUGGGCCGCCUGCGCACGCUGCGGGCCGACCGCUGCGGCCUGCUGGAGCUGGCGCCGGGGCUGCUGCGCGGCCUGGGCUCGCUGCGCUACCUCUACCUGCAGGACAACGCGCUGCGGCGGCUGCCCGAGGACGCCUUCCUGGACCUGGCCGGCCUGGCCUACCUGUUCCUGCACGGCAACCGGCUGCAGAGCCUGCCCGAGCACGCCUUCCGCGGGCUGCGGGGCCUGGACCGCCUGCUGCUUCACGAGAACCGCAUCGCCCAGGUCCACCGCCGGGCCUUCCGCGGCCUGGGCCGCCUGCUGACACUCUACCUGUUCAACAACAGCCUGAGCGAGCUGGCGGGCGAGGCGCUGGCCCCGCUGCAGUCGCUGCAGUACCUGCGCCUCAACGCCAACCCCUGGGUCUGCGACUGCCGGGCCCGCUCGCUCUGGGCCUGGCUGCGCCGCUUCGGCGGCUCCUCCUCCGAGCUCGAGUGCCGGCGGCCCACGCACCUGGCCGGCCGCGACCUCAAGAGCCUGGCCGAGGCCGAGCUGGACGGCUGCGCCGACGCCGUCGACCCGCUGCUCGCCAAGUGCUGCCGGCCCCAGCCCGAGACCGACAAGUCCUUCCUCUACGAGGCCCCCCGCGGCGGGAGGCCGGGACCCUCCCCGCGGCCCGCCAAGGAGAAGGAGAACAUGGCCAAGCCCCCGCCGCCCCGCAACGCCACGCACAAGCAGAUCAACGACUCGCCCUUCGGCACGCCGCCCGGCCGCCCGGAGCCCCCGCGCACGGUCCCCGCCUCGGCCCCCGCGCCGCCCCGGAGGCGCCCGGCCUGCUCGCGGAGGAACCGCGCCAAGGCUCACUGCCCCCUCCCGCAGCCCGGCCACGGCUCCGCCGCCCGCCUCGGGCCCACCCUCCGCCUCCUCAUCCUGCCGCUCGGCUGGAGCCUGCUGGCCGGCUGCUGACCCCCUUCCCCCCGCCCCCGGCCUCGUCCCCCCCACCGGACACGCGCCCUCGGGACGGGCCUGCCCCAC
Tachyglossus aculeatus (Australian echidna) is the source of this 1592-nucleotide messenger RNA. It is a transcript of the gene RTN4R, whose product is annotated as reticulon 4 receptor. Bases 192 to 1523 code for a protein of 443 amino acids. NCBI's taxonomy places the organism in Eukaryota, Metazoa, Chordata, Mammalia, Monotremata, Tachyglossidae. Gene Ontology annotation, cellular component: plasma membrane. Gene Ontology annotation, molecular function: protein binding. The record is from RefSeq and is a predicted model, not a curated record. The transcript has 2 exons.